Purpureocillium lilacinum is the source of this 3639-nucleotide messenger RNA. RefSeq names its product nonribosomal peptide synthase. The record is from RefSeq and is a predicted model, not a curated record. Gene Ontology annotation, molecular function: medium-chain fatty acid-CoA ligase activity. NCBI's taxonomy places the organism in Eukaryota, Fungi, Ascomycota, Sordariomycetes, Hypocreales, Ophiocordycipitaceae. Gene Ontology annotation, biological process: fatty acid metabolic process.
AUGGCGCCCCAAGACGGAGACAAAGAGAUGGCUGCCGCCGAAGUUCAUGGCGCCCCAAUCACCGACUUGGACAAGAAAUUUGAGCUGUGGGAUGUGCUCAGCAUGUCGGCUGCCAGGUUUCCUGAGAGGACCGCGCUCAUAUCGAUGUGGCAGCGCGCCGAUGCUCGUGACAGCGCGACGAACAACAAGCCCCCCGAAGGCUCGGAAUGUGUGAGGUGGACUUUUGCCGACUUACACAAACGAGCUAUGGUCCUGGCCCACGACCUUACCAUGCUCGGUUGCCAGCGGGGCAUGAACAUGGCUGCGAUUUUCUGGAACUCAGCGGAAUGGGCCUUGUUUUUCUGGGCAGCCGCCAAAGUCGGCAUGGUCUAUGUCCCAAUCGACAGCCGUGGUGGCGAGGACAUGCGAUGCAUCCUCGCAACAUUGAAUCCUCAGGUGCUGGUGGUUCAAAACGCAGACGUGGCACGUUUGCUUGAUCUCGGAGACGGCCAGAAAAAUGUUCCAGAGGUCCUGAUUGAUUGCUCCGGAGACUCGAAGCCCCAUGAAGGUUGGAUGGUCUUUGAUGGAGUGAUUUUCAAGGACGGCCGGGGCAGUCGUGUCGGCACAGCUGUUGCGGGCCUGAAAGCUCGCCAGGGUCCUGGAGAAACGAAAAGAACGCCGUACGAAGCAGCUCUCAUAAUCUUCACGAGCGGCACGACGGGAAUUCCGAAGGGAUGCAUCCACACGAGCCGCAAUCUCAUCGCCCAGACAUUCGACUACGAUCCGAAUCCCCCCGAGCACGUCGACAAGUGGGUUGUCCACACUCCUGUGUCGCACAUCUUUGCCAUCAACAACGCCUUGCGGGCAUGGCGCACCGGAUCGUCAGUUGUCCUCCCUUCGAAGUCUUUUGAUGUUGCCGCAACUGUCCGCGCGCUGGUGCAAGAACAAUGCACCGUCAUGUCCGCCACACCUACACUGGUGCGAGCUCUCCUCGCGCACAAGGACUUUCCAAGCGCUGACGAUCUCAACCUCUCCAUGGUCACCAUCGGCGGCACGGCCAUAAGCGACAAGGACAUCCGCCUUUGCCUCCAGGGACUCGGCGCAGAUCACGCGAUCCAAGCGUAUGGGAUGAGCGAGGGGGCACCUCUCGUUAGCUGGAAGCGUUGCGACCCGCUGCUUGCCAAUGGAUACCACCCAGGUGUCGGCAAAGUUCUUCCAGGCGCGAGAGUUCGCAUCUGCGCUCCUGGAACCGCGAGGGUUCUUCGACGUGGAGAGAUUGGCGAGCUGCAUGUUAGCGGACAGUCCGUGAUUGGGGGCUACUUUGCAGGCGAGAACAACAGCACGUUCCACUUCCACUACACCGGCCAAUGGUUUGAGACCGGCGACCAAGGCAAGAUUGACGAGGACGGAAUUGUGUACUUGUACGGCCGAUACAAGGAUCUGAUUAUUCGUGGAGGCGAGAACAUUCACCCUGCGAGGAUUGAGUCGGCGUUGGCAGAACUGGCAGGCGUGCAGAGCGAAGUCGUCGGAAUCUUGGACGACCUCGCUGGCCAGCUCGUUGUCGCAGUCGUCACACUCCCCAAGAACAUCACCAAGCUCAUGGUCAGCGAAAAGGCAAAGGAACUGGGUCCCAAAUACGUCAUCGAUCAUGUGUACACGCUGGAGGAGAUUGGAUUGGAGCAAUGGCCAGUCACUUCUAUUGGAAAGCCCAAGAAGAGGAUCUUGCAGGAGGCGGUCGUGGUGCUUCAUUUGAGCACGGGAAACAGCCAUCUGGACCCGCGGCUAGUACAGCAGUUUGAAGACGUUUGCAGCGCUUUGCAAACCACAUGGCAGGACCUGACGGGAUACACGCCUGGCAAGGAGGACAAUCUUGCCCAUAUUUCCGACAGCAUCACCCUGCUCCGGUACUGCGACGGUGCCCUGCGUGGAACUGGAAAGCGCCUGUACCUGCAAGACCUUGCUACACACGGCACCAUCGCGAAGCAGGCCGGGCUUCUCAUGCACAGAGAGUCGGAGUAUUCGACCGAAAAGCUAAGUACACACGGAAACAGCAGGAGUUACCAGCGCUUUCGAGCUGAAAGGAAGGAAGAAAUGUUGAGGAAUAAAACCACGCUGGUCAAGCCCCAGCACCAUGGUUCCAUGUCGGCAAGCGAGCUCUGGGACGUGGGAGGCAGACGUCUGCAGUCCCUGGGCUUCGACCAGUCCAAAGUCGAGGACAUCAUCCCGAUCCGAGACUGUCUGCAAUGUACGGUCGCAGGACAGCGCCCACAGUCCUUUCACGUCCGCGUCAACUUCCGCGUCUCUGGCGUGGCGCAGAGCAGAAUCCGUAAAGCGCUGGAAGAUGGUCUCAAGGAGCAUCCGAUCCUCAGAACCGUUGCCUGCACGCCGCCUCGCGGCCCAAUAUUCCACGUGGUCGUGGAAGCCCACGAAGAACUGUUCGCCCGCCAAAUUCAGGAGCAAAGUGCCAGUUGCGAGGAGCAGGGAAUGAUGAUGUGCUCUGACGACGCAGUGUCGACUCAUGCUCCGGACUUUAUGUUUGCGGCGACAAUCAUCUCGAUCCAGGACGCAAAUCAGUGUCUUGUCUCCAUGACGUAUAGCCACUCUGUCAUGGAUGCCAUGUUCCUGCUUCAGUGGCACAAGGACCUGGCAAACCUCAUCUCCGGAAAGGCGCAGACGCAGUCAACGAGGACUCCCUACGCCCUUUUCGCAGACCUGCAUAACACCUACCAAGACAGCGCUGCGGCCCAAAAGGGUGUCCAAUGCCACGCGCAGCGCCUCCGCGGAAUAUCUCGCCUCGAAUCAUCCCUCUGGCCGCACCCACGCGACCGGGUACCGGGUUGGAUGAUCUCCAACGACCAGGGCAGUCCCCACGCUCAAGCUCGCCAGGAGGCCCGAGAGCGUGCCUGGGCAUAUGGUGGAGGAUGGGAGGUGCACGAAAAGGAGUUUCGUUAUCCGCAUCUCAGUCGUCUUGUCAGCCUGCCCGACCUGGCCCUUUUGCGAGAAACUCACGGCAUCGAGGCGUCUGUCUUGGCUCGCUGCGCCUUGGUCCUCUUCACCCUCCAGAUGACGAACUUAUACAGGAACACACGCACUGCCGUAUACACCUCCUGGGAGGGCGGUCGAUCGUGGCCGUUUGUGCCCGACUGGAUGCAGGGCUGCCUUCCCCCUCCGAUGAGCGUGGACGGACCGACGGUGGAGCGUGUGCUCAACAUGGUCGAGGUGGACCAUAGCGACACUGUGGCCGAGUUCUUCGCGAAGAUGAAGGCCGACUACGAAGAGACGAUUCGGCACCAGCACGCCUCGUGGGGCGACAUCCUCAAGGAGCUGAAAGAGGAGGCCCCCUUUGCGGUAGACGCUGCAUUACGACAGUCUUUCGUGUGGGAUGUGAGCUUGGGAAUGUCUUUCUCGCUAAAGUAUCGCGAGGAAACGCGCGCGUCCGUUCUGGAGCCAGUGUCUCGACACGACUGGCCAGAUUUUGGGUUUUGUUGGAACAUGUUCAACGUCACCAACGACAGCAUCCUCUUCGUCGCAUCUUGGGACACUUCGCAUAUUGAAGCCCGUGAAGCGAACCGCUUCUGCGAUGACAUGGCCUCCAUGCUCCGGCGCUUGGCCGAUAAGGACCACUGGGACCACUAUCUCUUUGAUUUCUUCCUCCCUUGA